This is a messenger RNA of Eucalyptus grandis, 508 nucleotides long. RefSeq lists its product as uncharacterized. Bases 194 to 508 code for a protein of 104 amino acids. The transcript has 2 exons. The record is from RefSeq and is a predicted model, not a curated record. Lineage: Eukaryota; Viridiplantae; Streptophyta; Magnoliopsida; Myrtales; Myrtaceae.
GAUUACCUCAAGUACAGUCUCGAGUACAGUGGAGUUUCCUUUCACUUUUGAAGUCAUUUCCUUUGGUUCAUAUUGUCCAAAGCUAGCUGAGAUUCAAUCCAGAAAAUAGCUUGAACUGCCUCUUUUGCAAGCCUCAGCCUGCUUCAGAGCUCAUCUCAGAUCUCUCAGUUGGUCGUGCAUCCAAAAUUCAUCCAUGGUUACCAAAACUACCCCGCAAGACUCGCACUCAAAUAGCUUUGUCACUGUAGCCAUGGAGACGGGAUGCGACGCGGCAUUUGAAACCCUAGUACUGAAAUCACUGGUCCCUUCGCCUCCUUCCAUCUCCGACGGAGCGCCAUCACCUCCGUCGAGCACGCGGCCCGGCCACCAUCUCCUUCGCAGGAUUGAAGUGGAGGAAUCUGCAUAUCCAGAACUUUGGGUAUGGCAUCAGCAGCUCCUAAAUCAGCUUGCUGUGUCAAGCUUAGGAAACCCAGAUGCUGUUGUGCUUUUCAGUCUUUGCGGCAACUAA